This is a messenger RNA of Penicillium chermesinum, 1512 nucleotides long. Its product is annotated as fungal specific transcription factor domain-containing protein. Gene Ontology annotation, biological process: DNA-templated transcription. The transcript has a single exon. Gene Ontology annotation, molecular function: DNA binding; zinc ion binding. NCBI's taxonomy places the organism in Eukaryota, Fungi, Ascomycota, Eurotiomycetes, Eurotiales, Aspergillaceae. Bases 1 to 1512 code for a protein of 503 amino acids. The record is from RefSeq and is a predicted model, not a curated record.
AUGAUCAACCUGCCAACUGCUCAUGUACCCUGGCCAGACCUCCCUCUUCGGAAUGAAAUGAGCCAACCACGACUGGACACUUCACGUGAAACUUGGGUUCACGACGACCGCUUCCUUCGGAUGUUCUACGAGAAUUUUCACGUGGCCCAUCCCUUCCUGGUUCCAAGCGCGAUCUAUCACGACCGGCAGUAUCCCGAGUUUCUCCAACUUGUGGUCAAUUUCGUCGGAUCUCACUACAUGCCCGGUGCAAGCCCUCAAUAUAAAGAAAAAGUAUUGACGGAAUUGACUUGCAACCCGGACAGAUCACCGUGCAUGGUACAGGCCUGGCUCAUUUACUGCAUCGCCAUCUUUGCUCGAGGUGAAUGGCAAGAAGCACAAGAAGCUCUCUCCCGCAGCAUGGAAAUUGCUCUUGAGCUGGGCAUGAAUCGGUGUGAGUUCGCGUCAUCGGCACAUCCCGAAAAUUCAAUCGAAGCAGAAAGUCUACGAAGGACAUGGUGGGAGCUCUAUAUCACCGACGUCUUCAUGGCAGCCCCAUUCAAAAACAACUCAUUCCUGUGCAGCACAAUGGCGCCUGAAGUGUCAUUACCGUGCGAGGAGUCAGCAUACACCGGCACCGGCACCAUCCCAACGCCCUGCAGAAUCCUAGAUUUCAAACGGCGAGUCUUCGCACCUGAAGAAAAAGUGUUUUCGUCAUCAAGCUAUCGAAUUGAGGCGGCGACAAUCCUGUGCCGAGCCCUAGUUUUGAAUGGACUAAAAGAUUACCACCGUGACCAUCUCCAAGCUGUCGAGAACGCACUUGUCAGCUGGGUGAACCAUCUGCCCCCAAAGAAGCUGGAUGUCGUUGAUUCAUACGGCAACAUUGAUGAAAUGAUGUUCCAAGCCCACUUGAUGAUCUCAUACGCAACUAUGCUCCUCCAUCUCCCCCGGAGUGACCUCCAGCCUGUCCUUUCACCAUCAAAUAAUCACUUCUGGCCUCUGGCUACCCGCCACCUCGCAUCUACCCUCAACCGCUCCGUCCAUAGCAUCAAAGCUACCGAGGCCUCACGCCGCUUAUCAGACGCAAUCUCGCUCUGCCCUAAUGUCCCCAAACACACCCCCUUCGCGAUCCCGGCACUGGCUCUAUGUGGGAUGAUCCAACUAGCCACAUCUAUCAAGCACAACGACGAAUGCUUCGAUCACCAUUACAAUCGCGUCACCCUGAUCCUCGGCUGCCUCAAGAGCACCAAGCGAAUUUGGGCUCUGGCCGAUGAAGCCUAUGGACAGUUGCGGUCCUCUGCUGCCGAGAACCUGUCCGAUUCGAUGGAGCGGUGGUGCACGGAACCGCCUAGGAAGCUGUUCCCGGCGGAGUCUACCCCGAGUAGUGCAGAUCGUACGGGCCAACCUGCGCGGCCUACGUCGGCCUUUUCCGAGAACGCGGAUAUCGUGUUCCCGCCGAUGUUGUCUUCUUUCGUUGAUCCGACUUGCUACAACGAUUCAUUUUUCACUUCCAUUCCGGAUUUUGAUAUCAACUGA